Molecule: messenger RNA, 2622 nt
Organism: Rosa rugosa (rugosa rose)
Lineage: Eukaryota; Viridiplantae; Streptophyta; Magnoliopsida; Rosales; Rosaceae
Exons: 8
Coding region: 1-2622 (873 amino acids)
Biological process (GO): protein desumoylation
Cellular component (GO): nucleus
Molecular function (GO): deSUMOylase activity
Source: RefSeq, a predicted model, not a curated record
AUGGUCAAUGCACACAAGGAUAGAAUACCAGACAAGACAAAGGAGAUUUUGAAGGGUACAGACUUUGGAGAAAUGAUGGAACCGUUCUGGCAGGACAAGAUAACCGAGAUCCAGCUACACAAGCAUGAAGCGGACCUGGAGAUACUCAUGAGGCACUUCGACCGCACAGACAACAAGUGGAAGUUUGGGGAUGUUGUUAUGGAAAUAACGGAGGAGGAUAUCACGACUUUAUUUCACCUCCCGGCCGAAGGAGAAGUGUUCAAUGUGAACAGGAGGGUGGUGAGGGAAGAGAUGGAAGACUCUCCAAUUUUUGGCAGCCCUUUAAAGACGCAUGCUGUCCUCAGAACAAAGGUGGAAUCGUAUUUGGUAACUGAGUUGACAAAGCCGGCAAAAGAGAAAGAUGCCAGGAAGAUAGCCGUGCUAAUGAUCACAUAUCUAUUCAGCACAUUCUUUUUCACCCGAACCGGUGCUCAGAUCACAUGGGAUAUGGUCGCCGUAUGUGAACGGAUUGAGAAGAUAAACAUGUACAACUGGCCAAGAUUAAUUCUGAACUUCUUGAUGGAAGGGCUACAAAAGUAUAGGAGGAACAGUCCAUCUGUUUUGAAUGGAUGCCUUCUUCUCAUAUAUUACUGGUUCCUUGAGAAGACCAGGGCAAAGACCUGGAUACUUGGAAAGCAGAAUGAAACUCCACGAUUCAUCCGAUGGUCGAUAAAGGAAAUAUUUAGCCUGGAACAGCUGUACAGGAACGAGAACUUAGCCGUGGAUCUGAUAAAAGCUGGACCGUGGCAAGGGAAAAUUGGACUGGAAGACCUCGAGAUGGGUGAUGAGGUGCAGGACACACCAAGCUUUGACAACUGGGUGCCCCAGGCAAGCCAAACGGAAGAGGAACAAAAUGAAAGGCUGACGGGGAAUAUCAAGGAACUAAUCAGGGAGAUGGAAGCAGCAAUUGGUGAGUCAAAGCCCACCAAAGAAAUGGAGGCAAAGCUAGGAAGGCUUGCCAAAGCAAACGAGGAACUGAAUGCACAGAACAAAGAUCUAUGGGUCAAACUAAAGGUUGCCGAUGAGAGGAUUAAAGAGCUGGAAAUUGAAAAGAGGGCAAAAAAUAACCUCAUCAGGGCGUUGUACAUCCGGCUUGAAAAGGAGAAAGGAGAGGUCCCCCCACCACAAAAACAACUUGAGAUAGUUCCUUUCAUGCCGAAAGUGGUCCCCCAAGAUGAAGUUGAGGAUGAAAAUCCAAACUUUGGACAAAGCGUAGGAGAGGAGACCCAUUAUGCAGCCAGUGUGGGAAAGUCGACGGACACGGUGACGUCAGCGUUUCCUAUUGCAGAGGAAAUACCUGGACAACAAGAUGAAAGCCGUUUACAACCGGGGCAACAAGUACAUGGGAAUGAAGAGGAAGAUGAACAGCUCGAUAACAUCAUAAGGAUUAUUGCUGAGAAGGAAGCGAUGGGAGUAAUGGGAAAGGAAAAACCGAGGGAAGGGACCCCAGCCAAACAGGAACCACAGAAGAAAACUCCGGAGAUACAUUCUAUAGUGAAGAACGUGAAGACAUACCGGAGGGCUGCCAAGAAGGCUAGAGAGGAGGAGUGGGAGUACGACACUCCGGAAGAAGCAAAAAUUACGAAGAGAGCUGCACCUAAGAAAGCAGGAAUCAUGCAGCAAGCCCAGAGAAAAAUGUUGAACAAUAUCAAGAUAAAGGGUGUUAAAUGCGAUAAGCCAACAUGGAGGACACUGGACCCGGCAGUGGCAAGGCACUAUAGAGACUUCUUCAACGUUGCUGUGAAAGACACGACCGAGUACUGGACCAGCAUUGAUCUUCUACGCCGGAUCACCAAGCACGACCUAAGAGUAAUCAUCCAAGAGGGGGACAUCGAAACUGAUGUGAUCAGCGUUUAUAUGGAGUUGUUGAAGUCUGAUGCAGAAAAGCUAAAUGCGCAAGUGGGAUUCCUCACAGUCGACGCAGGGUACUAUGCUAUAAAGUAUGAACAGACCAAAGAACAAGAUGAGGACACUAGACCUUUUGAGUGUGGUGUCGAGACAAUGAUUUAUGAACCCCUGUGGUCAGUCUUCCGUUUCAAAAAGGUGCUAGUACCAAUUCACCACACAACAAGCAUGCACUACACAUUGCUGGUAAUUGACAAUGAAACAAGGAGGUUCACACAUAUGAAUUCAUUGAGGCCACCAAUCAAUGAAUUCACCAAUGAGGAGAAGUACCAACUGAAUGCAGCAAGAGUGGUAAAGCACAUACAGAAAUUCAUACAUGUUGUGAACUUGACUAAGAUGAGAAUACGGGGCGAAAGCCAAGAUCCAAAUAUCACUCGAGAAAAAUGCAAAGGCGAAGAUGAUAAGGAAAACCUGAUUAUUGUUGAAGAAGCAAUGACCGAGGAGGAAAAACAAACCAGAAACUGGAUCUUACAGAAUAACGUUGUGGAGACAGACUAUGAACUCUUUGAAGACUUUGACUGCCCGCAACAGAACACAUCAUCUGGUGAUUGCGGGCCCUUUAUGCUCCAUUACAUGGAGAGCAUAGUAAAUGGCAUAGAACCAACCAAGGAAGGCGGGGACAACAUGAGGAAGAGAUUGCUUGAGAGGUUCAUGCACCUACUAUUGGGCAGAAAGUGA